This is a messenger RNA of Vespula pensylvanica (western yellowjacket), 2052 nucleotides long. Its product is annotated as piggyBac transposable element-derived protein 4-like. The record is from RefSeq and is a predicted model, not a curated record. NCBI's taxonomy places the organism in Eukaryota, Metazoa, Arthropoda, Insecta, Hymenoptera, Vespidae. The transcript has a single exon. The coding region runs from base 395 to 2008 and encodes 537 amino acids.
UCCCUUACGUAUCACAUCCUAUGUUACCGACAAUUCACUAAAAACAGAUGGGAAGGUCAAUAUUAACACUUUCACCGCUAUGCGUAUUUUGACGGCUCAUGUCACUUAGAUGAUAUUAUUUAUUUGUAUUAAAAAGAAUAAUAAAAUACUCAAUCGAAUUAUACUAUUAAAUUGCACAAAAAUAUGAUGUGUAAUAUAUUUAUUUGCCUGUUCCCCAUCGUUGACCGCUACAGCAUAAUCAGAAGAAAAAUCGUGUAACGAGCAUUUAUACCGUAUCAUUUUGUUUUUUGUCGCAAUUAUUGAAUAUUACUUGUUGAACUAUAUAGCAGUCAGAUUUUUUGUACACGUAUUAUACCAUUAUUCUAUAAAAUUAUUCUCAUUGUCAAAAAUACAUAUGUCAUCUGAAGAAGUUUUGAGUGAUUCAUCAAAUGAAAUAUACAGAUCAUCUACAAUCAAACGUUGUAGAGUCAUAUCUGAUGAUGAAACUGAGAGUGAACAUGAAAACGAAUGGUAUGCAGAUUGCAAUAAUAGCAACCAAAUAUGGUUUAAUCCAAUUGGUAAUCAACCCAAUCUGAAAACUUUUUCCGGCAUAGCUGGUAUCAAUAUAUCAAAUACUAAAGUUUUAGAAUGUAGGUCACCAAUAGACUUCUAUUCGUUAUUUUUCAAUGAAGAAAUAAUCCAGAUGAUUGUAAAUCAAACUAAUCUUUAUGCGAACCAAAUGAUAGAAAAAAAUCAAUCUGAACGAUUGAGUAAAUGGAUUCCUACUAAUAUACAUGAGAUUAAGCAACUUUUUGGUUUAAUUAUGUGGAUGGGAUUAGUGAAACUUCCAACUAUACAACUUUAUUGGACAAAAGAUAUUUUAUUUGCUCAAAGUUUUCCACGUACUGUGAUGUCUCGCAAUCGAUUCGAAAUAUUACUGAGAAUGCUCCACUUUGCAGACAAUCGGCAAAUUAGUAAUCCGAAUAACCUAUUGUAUAAAUUACAAACACUGAUUGAUACGUUAAAUAAAAGUUUUAAAGAAUAUUAUAAUCCUAGUGAAACUGUUUGUAUUGAUGAAUCUAUUAUUCCGUUCCGUGGACGGACUGUACUUAGAAGAUAUAUAAAGUUAUUUAAAUUAUGUAGCACAUCUGGAUAUACUACUUCUUUCCAAGUAUAUACAGGGAAAUCUACAAAUACAGAAGAAACAACACCUACGAGCGUUGUAAUGUCUCUCUGUCAAAAUAUAAUUAAUCUUGGACAUACAUUAUGUACAGAUAAAAGGUAUACAAGUGUUGCAUUAGCUGAAAAAUUACUUUCCGUUGAUACGCAUUUGAUUGGAAUUCUUCAAGUUAAUCGUCGUGGCAUUCCAAAAGAUAUAUUGUCAAAAAAACUACAACGAGGUGAAAUCAUUGCUAGAGAACAUAAAAAUGGAAUAACUAUUUUGAAAUGGAAAGAUAAACGAGAUGUACUCGUGCUUUCAACUAAACAUUCUGUAGAAAUGGUUACAGUAACUGGCCGAAGGAGUAGUUGUAUUAAACCAAAAAUUAUUGUAGAUUAUAAUAUUAGUAAAUCGUACGUUGAUUUAUCCGAUCACAUGACAUCAUAUCUCAGUCCACUGAGAAAAGGCCAAAAAUGGUAUAAAAGAUUGGCCUUUGAACUUUUGUUUAAUACCUCGGUAAUAAAUGCUUGGAUAAUACAUAAUAAUGUAAUAAACAACCGUAUAUCAAUCUUGGAAUUCCGACAAAAAUUGGUUACACAAUUGACAGCACAUUUAAAUGAUAUUAAUACAUCUUCAUCCAGAACACAACUUAAUGUUAGAAGGCAUCACGAAAUACAAAGCAAAAAUGGAAACGCACGGCAAACUAGACGACGGUGUAAAAAAUGUUAUGAAGAAAAUGUGAAGAAAUUUGGUCGAGAAUUUGCAAAAAAUCGUACAAAAAAAGUAACAACAUACUGCGGAAAUUGUACUAGCAAUCCUUACUAUUGUUUGCCGUGCUUUAAUACAGUUCAUCGUAAUAUGUCCAUUUAAUCUCUUUUUUAAGAUUUUUAUAAAUAAAAAUAUUACAUCAUUUA